AUGGAGUCCGUCAAGAUGAGAGCCAAAGAGGGGAUAAAGGAAUUUGGGGCGAAGACCCUGGGGCAGAUGUACAAGGUGAUGGAGAAGCGACAGGGAACUGGUGAAGUUAUCGAACUAACAGAGGACGGCAGGCCCUCUGAGGCCCAGGAGAAGAAAGCACCUCUGUGCGACUGCACAUGUUUUGGGCUGCCCCGCCGAUACAUCAUCGCCAUCAUGAGCGGUCUAGGCUUCUGUAUCUCCUUCGGCAUCCGAUGCAAUCUGGGCGUGGCCAUCGUGGGAAUGGUCAACAACAGCACUAUUCACAAAGAUGGGAAGAUCAUCAUCACAGAGAAAGCGAAGUUUAACUGGGACCCAGAGACAGUCGGUAUGAUCCAUGGUUCGUUUUUCUGGGGCUAUAUAGUGACGCAGAUCCCGGGAGGGUACAUAUGCUCGAGACUGGCAGCUAACAGGGUUUUCGGUCUAGCCAUUUUCCUUACCUCGACGCUCAAUAUGUUAAUCCCCUCCGCGGCACGGACGCAUUAUGGACUGGUCAUCUUUGUGAGAGUAUUGCAAGGGCUGGUGGAGGGAGUGACCUACCCAGCCUGCCAUGGGAUCUGGAGUAAGUGGGCUCCUCCUCUGGAGAGGAGUCGCCUGGCCACCACCUCCUUCUGUGGUUCCUAUGCUGGUGCUGUCAUAGCCAUGCCUCUAGCAGGGAUCCUGGUGCAGUACUCAGGCUGGUCCUCUGUGUUCUAUCUCUAUGGGUGCUUUGGGAUCUUCUGGUAUGCGUUCUGGAUCCUUGUGUCGUAUGAAAGUCCUGCUGUGCACCCUACCAUCACCCAGGAGGAACGAGUCUACAUAGAGGAGAGCAUCGGGGAGAGUGCCAAGCUCAUGGACCCUGCUGAGAAAUUUAAGACCCCUUGGAAAAAGUUCUUCACCUCCAUGCCUGUCUAUGCAAUCAUCGUGGCCAACUUCUGCAGAAGCUGGACCUUCUACCUACUGCUUAUCAGUCAGCCGGCCUACUUUGAGGAGGUGUUUGGGUUUGAGAUAAGCAAGGUUGGCAUGGUGUCUGCCCUGCCCCACUUGGUGAUGACAAUCAUUGUGCCCAUCGGAGGGCAGUUGGCUGACUACCUACGCAGCAGGAACAUCCUGUCUACCACUACAGUCAGGAAGAUCAUGAACUGUGGAGGGUUUGGCAUGGAGGCUACGCUGCUGCUGGUAGUGGGAUUUUCCCACACCAAAGGGGUGGCUAUUUCCUUCCUGGUCCUUGCUGUGGGCUUCAGUGGCUUUGCCAUAUCAGGAUUCAACGUCAAUCACUUAGACAUUGCUCCACGCUAUGCCAGUAUCCUUAUGGGCAUAUCCAACGGUGUGGGCACCCUGUCUGGCAUGGUAUGCCCAUUGAUCGUAGGUGCCAUGACAAAAAACAAGACUCGAGAAGAGUGGCAGUGGGUGUUCCUCAUCGCUGCUCUGGUUCACUACGGGGGAGUCAUCUUCUAUGGCAUCUUUGCCUCUGGAGAGAAGCAGCCGUGGGCCGACCCAGAGCUGACCAGCGAUGAGAAGUGUGGCUUCAUCGAUGAGGAUGAGCUGGCAGAGGAGACGGGCGACAUCACCCAGAGUUACGGUGCCCUGGGCGGCGGUCCGGCCAAAACGUAUGGUGCCACUACGCAGAACGGGGGCUGGGCUGACAGCUGGGAUAAGAAGGAGGAGUUUGUCCAGGAAGAGGCAGAGGGAGGGCCGUAUGGCUACAGGCAGGACCAGGACUACUCCUAG
Salvelinus namaycush (lake trout) is the source of this 1746-nucleotide messenger RNA. RefSeq names its product vesicular glutamate transporter 2.1-like. Gene Ontology annotation, molecular function: L-glutamate transmembrane transporter activity; neurotransmitter transmembrane transporter activity. The record is from RefSeq and is a predicted model, not a curated record. Gene Ontology annotation, cellular component: synaptic vesicle membrane; excitatory synapse. Gene Ontology annotation, biological process: transmembrane transport; regulation of synapse structure or activity; monoatomic anion transport. Lineage: Eukaryota; Metazoa; Chordata; Actinopteri; Salmoniformes; Salmonidae. The transcript has 12 exons. The coding region runs from base 1 to 1746 and encodes 581 amino acids.